AUGCUGAUAUCUGCUAUAAACUAUGUUUCAGGAGCACUAUAUGUAAAGGGAGCAGACACCCGAGAAAGACGAAACAUUACAGGAAGAGUGAAGGCGCAAGGCAGGAGAGAGCUUCUCUUUUCGACAUUAGCAGCUGUCGAAAUCAGUGACUCCAAAACCGAGCUUCUUAACAAGUUUUUAAAGAAAUCUGAAGAGAACAAGGAGAAAAAUGACAAGGAGAGGCUGGAGAGCUACUAUAAGCGCAACUACAAAGACUAUUUUGGUGUGUUAGAAGGGACUCUGAGGCAAAAGUUGGAAAACAAAGAGCAAAUUUCUGAAUCAGAGCAGAAGAUUCUUGAAUGGCUUGACAAAAACAACAAGAUCAAUGAUGCCAUGUAUAUGGUCAGCAACAAUCCGUGCUACAAGCUGAGGAGAGAACUUGCUCGUCAUAUCAACACGAGCUUGCUCUCCUUUGGUUUUGGCCUCUUCGUAAUUGGUCAUUACAUGCCUCAUUAG
Ipomoea nil (Japanese morning glory) is the source of this 495-nucleotide messenger RNA. RefSeq lists its product as uncharacterized. Gene Ontology annotation, biological process: photosynthesis. Gene Ontology annotation, cellular component: photosystem I. Bases 1 to 495 code for a protein of 164 amino acids. Lineage: Eukaryota; Viridiplantae; Streptophyta; Magnoliopsida; Solanales; Convolvulaceae. The record is from RefSeq and is a predicted model, not a curated record. The transcript is spliced from 4 exons.